Messenger RNA from Coregonus sp. 'balchen', 499 nucleotides. NCBI's taxonomy places the organism in Eukaryota, Metazoa, Chordata, Actinopteri, Salmoniformes, Salmonidae. The record is from the annotation of a GenBank genome assembly.
AUGGGGGGGGGGGGGGAAGAAAGAAUCCAAACCAACAACAUCACUAAGCCGUGUAGACUCAUGAAUGACACUGUGGAUUUUCCCACAGAUUAUUCUACUUCAGUUCCAGGCAAGACCAGAUGCAGCCUGUGUUCCCCAAGACUGAUUCGUUCCCCUCACUAGGUUGAUAUCCUGAGUGCAUUUCAGCACCUGCUUCCGGAGCGCCACUCCUCUCCUGCUCUGUGGAGAAGGCCCUUGUCAAGCCAGUCCAUUGGAAGCCGAGUACAAUGGAAGUGUGUCUGUCAGGCUACAUUACACCAGGACGACAGUGACGGACAGCCCCGGGGCCCAAGUCAGAGCUGUCGCUCCCCUCCCACCUUCCUCCUCCAAGAGCCUCUGCUAUGAAAAGAACUAUGUAAGCAACAGUUACCCCCAACCCUCUCUCUCUCUCUCUCUCUUGUUCACUCUCGCCCUUCCUCCUGUCUUUUUCUCUUUCCCCCUUCCUCCCUCGUCGCGCUGA